This is a messenger RNA of Phalacrocorax carbo (great cormorant), 1044 nucleotides long. The record is from RefSeq and is a predicted model, not a curated record. Lineage: Eukaryota; Metazoa; Chordata; Aves; Suliformes; Phalacrocoracidae.
AUGGGGAAGAACUAUUACAAGAUUUUGGGCAUCCAGUCUGGUGCUGAUGAGGAUGAAAUCAAGAAAGCCUACCAGAAAAUGGACCUGAAGUAUCACCUCGAAAAGAUUAAAGACCCCAACGCUGAGGAGAAGAUCAAGGAGAUCGCAGAGGCUUAUGAUGUCCUGAGUGACCCCAAGAAACAAGCCAUUUAUGACCAGUAUGGGGAGGAAGGUCUCAAAACUGGAGGUGGCUCUUCAGGUGGCUCAGGGAACACUUUCCACUACACCUUCCACGGAGACCCCCAUGCCACCUUCACAUCCUUCUUUGGAGACUCCAACCCUUUUGAUAUCUUCUUCGCUAGCAGCCGCUCCCAGGUGUUCAAUGGCUUUGACCAGGAAGAUAUGGAUAUCGAUGAAAAUGAUGACCCUUUCAGUGCCUUUGGCCGGUUUGGCUUCAAUGGCAUUAACGGGGUUUAUCAGUGGCACCAGGAGUCCCUGCACAUGCGGAGAAAGGUCCAAGACCCACCCAUCAUCCAUGACCUCAAGGUGUCCCUGAAAGAGAUCUACCACAGCUCCACCAAGAGGAUGAUGAUCAUCCGCAGAAGGCUCAACGCUGAUGACAGAACCAUGCAGACUGAGGAUAAGAUCCUAAACAUUGUCAUAAAACGGGGUUGGAAGGAGGGAACCAAAAUCACGUUCCCCAAAGAAGGGGAUGCCACCCCAGACAACAUCCCUUCUGACAUCAUCUUCAUCCUCAAGGACAAGCCUCACUCACACUUCAAGAGGGACAGGACAAACGUGGUCUACACCACAAACAUCAGUCUUAAAGAGGCCUUAUGUGGCUGCACCAUGAACAUUCCCACCAUCGAUGGGCGGGUGAUCCCACUGCCCUGCAACGACAUCAUCAAGCCAGGGACAGUGAAGAGACUACAUGGGGAGGGGCUGCCCUUCCACAAGGCCUCCAGCCAGCGAAGACACUUGAUCGUGGAGGUCAAAAUCCACUUCCCAGACAGAAUAGCUCCCCAGACGAGACAGAUCCUCAAGCAGCACCUCCCAUGCUCCUAG